Messenger RNA from Styela clava, 2955 nucleotides. RefSeq names its product coiled-coil domain-containing protein 40-like. The record is from RefSeq and is a predicted model, not a curated record. NCBI's taxonomy places the organism in Eukaryota, Metazoa, Chordata, Ascidiacea, Stolidobranchia, Styelidae. Gene Ontology annotation, cellular component: 9+2 motile cilium; cytoplasm. Gene Ontology annotation, biological process: motile cilium assembly; axoneme assembly; cilium movement.
CAUUAUAAGCUAAAUCAUAUUCGGUCGUAAAAAGUAUAUUUCAAAAGAAGAAUGUGAAACAAAGAUAUUCUCACUAGAAAUAAAUACAAAAAAAAACAGUAUAAUGGAAGCAUUGCUCAGCCCCAUUUCGAUAGCUGACGACUGGAACAAAAACUUAACCUUGGAUGAUUUAAUCAGUCCUAAGAAAAAGUUGCCUGUACCAAAUCAUUUACUUGAUACAAAGAUCUUCAGCAAACUGAAGCAAAAUGCUCUUGUCAAAGUCGAUCCGAGCGUUGUUCAUUUCGAAGGAUAUGAUUUACAUAAGACUCAACGUCGCUCGAUAAAAAUAUGCAACUCUUCAUCAGAGAGGCAAAAUUUACAUAUUAUUAGCCCCUCGACAAAAUAUUUUACUGUAAAAUACACCAAACCAAGGCGAUUUGUACCUGGAUUUACAAUCGAUGUUGUGAUACAAUUUACUCCUGAUGAAUGGAGAUAUUACUAUGAUUGUAUCAGACUACAUUGUGAAGGAGAGGAGAAUAUUGUUAUUCCUUUACAUGCUUACCCGGUUAUGGACUUGUCUGGUUUUCCCAAAAAGUUAAUUUUUGAUACAGCAAAUUCAAAGCUAGGUGAAACGAGAAGAAAACUUUUGCCAUUGCGAUCACCAUGCCCGGUAGAUUUUGAAUAUCAAAUAACAGUGUUACAAGCUCACCCGACUCUUUCUGUACAUCCAAUGUCAGGAACUGUACCAGGUGAGGGAAAUGCUUCAAUUUCAGUGCUGUAUACGCCCACCGAGUAUGUAACAUCGCACAUGACAAUUCAAUUAAAUAUAUCGCAGUUCAAUUCGAAACCUGUCACAUGCUUUGUGACUGCAAGUUGUACGCCAAAGACGAAUAAACCAAGAAAAUCAAUAAAAGAUUUGGAUGAAGUUUAUAGGAAAACAAAAAUUUUCGAUCCCCAUUCUUUAUCACUGGUACAGCUUUCAAGAAGAAGAAAAACUGCUAAAUAUUCUCAUAUUCCACAACCUACUGAAAUAGAGUAUGAAGGAUUGCAUUUUCCUGUCAAACUCAAUACUCAACAUGCAGUAAACAGUGUCUUGAUGCAAAAGGCUGGGAAACUGAGGGCAAAAGAUGUUCGUGAAGUUGCUACAUCAAAGCUUGCAUUAAAAAGCACUUCAGAAUCCAGUCUUGGCCUUGCACAAUCCUCAUCGCGGCAGAUGAAAGAAGCGACUUUUAAGCAAGAUUUACGAAAAGAUGAGAUAGAAGAAAGAGCCAAUCACCUAAGAUGGCAAGUUCAUCUUGGUCACAAAGCAUUAGAUGAGGAAACCAGACUGGAAAUUUUACGAGAAAGAGAAAAUGCACAAAGUGAUUACAAGUACAAAAGAAGAUGUGAGCCUGAUGAAGACAAUGAAGUAUUGCGAACGUCGACUUUCAAAGCUUUCAGACGAACAUUUAGACAAGCAGUAACAAUCCCCGAAAGCAAUCCUAGUUUUGAUUUAUAUAAAAAUAAUCCUUGGCUCAACAGACAUAGAGCACUAGAAAGGUUUCAACAAGCUGCUCGUACUAUUUUAAUAAGAAAACGAGCGGACAAAAAAGUAAAAAUGUUAAGACAGAUGAUUGAAAAUUUUAAAAGUGGGAACAUUGAUGCACAGAAAUCUGUGGAAAAUGCAGAAGGUUUCCAGCUUGAUGUCAGAAAUCCCUCUACACCUGGAACACCUGCUCAUAAUUCAACCCCAGAGCCUGUGUUUAUACUUACUGCAAACAAAGUCAAACCUUUUACAUUUCCGCUAUAUGUUCCAGAAGAUACAAAGGACGACAUUGCGACGGAUACACUUGGGGAAACAGAAACGAGUGGAACGCCAAUCGAAGUAAUAAAAGGAACUCCAUUCCACAACUUGAAAGUCCCAAAGCAGUAUGACCUAUGUGGAUAUAAAUUUUCUGAUGUUAACGAUGCAUCAAGAAGCUACGUCUCACCUGUCUUAGCUCGUCCUUUACGAAGUGGUGCAGAAGAUGAAGUAAUUGAAUUGUCUGUUCCACCACACUUGCUUAAAAGUGACAAAACAAAAACUGACGAUGAUGGAAUUUCAUCUUCAUCCAUUAGUGAUGUAUCUUCUUCACAAAAUUUGGAAAAUGAAUCACUAACACAAAAAGAUAUUAAAAUGAAGGACAGACCUACUUCAUCAUCAUCUGGACUGACUAUGCCAUCUGGAUUAUUGAGCAACCCUCCAUACCACCCAUUACACAUAUUCAAUCCAUUUCCUGGUAUGCAGAGAACCUAUUUACCAUUUUCACACAGCGAAGUCGAUCCUGAAUACCACUUAUGCCCCAUGCCAAAAUAUACAAUGUUACCAGGAGCACAGUCUUAUCUUGACAAAGAUGACACAAUCAAAGGUAUCAUGGCUUGGAAAUCUCUACCACCUCAAGCUCUUGUCUCUCUUUCACAAAGCGGCACUCAACAUGACGUUAGUCUGCCUCGAUGGUCUGAUCCAUUUAGUGAAGCAAUGGUCCCGGUAGUAACUCCUACUUUAUUACCUUCUUCCUUACAGCCACAAGACUUAGACGCUGGGGAAGAUAUUGCCUUCGAUUCCUCUGACCCCAUAGAACUCACCCCUGACAUGAUUAGAGCAGAAUUUACAGUAGAUGAAAAUGCAGUUAAUGCUUCUGCUGCUGAAGAAGACGAUUUUGAACAGAAAAAUACUGAACUAACUUCACCAAAAUCAAAUUAUGACCAGCUGGGAUUGAAAAUUCGAAACACAUUGAAAAAAUUGGAAAAUAUGGACAAAAAAAUGCCCAAGAUUACGUACUGCUAACACUUUUCGGCAUUAGUGUUUUUUAUUACUUUUGAAAAUUUUUGUAACAUUUACUUGCAUUUUCUUCUGUGUUACAUUUAAAUCGAUCAAAUUCGAGCAGUUAUACAAGCAUUACAAAUAAAGAUGCUUGAAUGAUUGAAACUUCCAGAAUAUAUAUUUUAUUUAUAAUG